ACAACAAAAAAAAUUACAAAGUCGAAAAGUGCUGAAAAGUCGUGUUGUUGGCUUGGCAAGUGCGAGUAUUGUCUUCAUAGAAUAGAUCUAUUACAUAUUGACGAGUAAUCAUCUAAAUUAAAUUUUAAAACAGCAAUGGCCUUACCUAUUGUUUCUAUUACUAGAAGGGAAACUUUUAGUUCAUGUCACAGAUUGCACAGCCCAUUUCUAAGUGAUGAAGAGAAUAAAAAAUUAUAUGGAAAAUGCAACAACCCUAAUGGACAUGGGCACAAUUAUGUUGUGUUGGUCACAGUAAAGGGCCCAGUGGACCCACACACCGGCAUGGUGAUGAACGUUCAUGAUCUCAAGACAUACAUGCAUUCUGCUAUUAUGGAUCCUUUAGACCACAAAAACUUGGACCAAGAUGUGCCAUAUUUCAAAACUGUGGUAAGCACAACAGAAAAUCUUGCCAUUUUUAUUUGGGAUCAACUUCAGAAAGUUAUGGAUAAACCGCAAUUACUUCAUGAAGUAAAAAUAUUGGAGACGGAAAAAAAUCAUGUAGUUUACAGAGGUGGAUCUACUUAUCCUAGAAAGAAGUUUGAUAGCUCUACCUUACAUACAAACCACAAUGUAUCUUCUGACUCAGACUGAUUAACUGAAUGACAUUUUUAUAUUGCCAAUAAUCUCGAAUUUAUUUUUAUGGACAUUAUAAAAUUAUCUUAAUAUUGACGUUUAUAAGCAAUGUAGCGCAUGUUAAAAUUAAAUCAUUCCAAAACAUA
Ostrinia nubilalis (European corn borer) is the source of this 758-nucleotide messenger RNA. RefSeq names its product 6-pyruvoyl tetrahydrobiopterin synthase (gene purple). Bases 136 to 630 code for a protein of 164 amino acids. Gene Ontology annotation, molecular function: 6-pyruvoyltetrahydropterin synthase activity. Lineage: Eukaryota; Metazoa; Arthropoda; Insecta; Lepidoptera; Crambidae. Gene Ontology annotation, biological process: tetrahydrobiopterin biosynthetic process. Gene Ontology annotation, cellular component: mitochondrion. The record is from RefSeq and is a predicted model, not a curated record. The transcript is spliced from 4 exons.